GAAUAUUCAAAGUUAUUGCAGUAGAUGAGGAACGUUCCAAUAUAACAAUCAACUUUCAUUUGACUACGCAAACUUCAUCGAUGUCAUUGAAACACUACACUGUUUUGAGGAACUUAACUGAAAAUAUACUCGAAAAUUUCUCUUUCGGAAACUUUCUAGUUGCGGACCAAUGUCUUGGAGUUCAGACUAUUCAAAAUGAUGGCGUAGUUGUAACGUGGCCUACGACGCAGAUAAAUCACGUUUCCCCACGACCUCGAGAGGGUUGGUGCCUUGACAAUCAAGGUGCAAUCAUCAACAGAUUAUGUGAAGGUAACUUUGUGGAUGGAGCACAAUGGACCGUGUUAAACGAAAGUUGUAAUAUUAUCAGCCCAACAAACAUGAGUCUCAACUUAACUAACAUUAUCAGUGCCAACGAUCCUGAAAAGUACAUUGAUGAAAUUAUAGAACUUGCUCAAAAUUAUGAAAAAUUUGAGCCACGUGACAUUUACCUCUUCAGUGAGUUUUUGAGACAAUUUUCAAAUAAAUCGCCACUUGUUUUCAACUCAAUUUUGGAAAUCAUAAAUAAUAUUGGAAUGGCACCAGUGGAUAUUCUGAAAAAAUCCCAGAUGACAUAUCAAGCAACUGACAGAAUAUUGGACAUUGUUGGGAGAUUGAAAGACACUUCUAAUUCCACCACUUCAAUUUUGAAUCCGAAAGUCGCUGUCAUAUCCACCAGUUUCGAUUAUCAGGUGUAUCAUACCCUCGAAGUAUCACUGAAGUUUGUUUCUUUUUCAAUUGCGUUCUCAGAUUCUAUUUUAAUGUGGAAUUCCAGUGAUAUCUUCCAACUGAUAAUAAAUGAAACUGUACUGAAACAUGUUGAUGUGACUCAAAGAUUCAAAAUCAUUGUUACUUUACAUAAUGACACGAGUUUUUUCAACGGAUUCUUUGACGAGAAGAGUUCCAGUGCUAUUGUUAGUAUUCACAUACCAGAAAUACAAGAGGAAGUUGAAGCUACGUUGGUUUACCCAAUGGCCUUUUUUGAUGAGCCACCUUAUUGUUCAAACUGGGUGUAUGAAAUUGAUAAAACUUUUGGUUACUGGAAUAAAGUCAGCACAGUACAAACAGAAAAUAACAGAUUGGUUUGCAAAUUUUCAAAUUUGAAGAAUUUUGGUCUAGUCAUUCCUACUAAUAUUACAAAUGAGCUGAAAUAUCUCAUGGAGUCAUCUAUUUCAAGCCGGGAAAAAUCUAACCGGCUUUCAACUCUAAUCAAAAGCUACUCCAAGUUUUUUCAGGUACAAGACGUUGUUCAUGUUGCUAAAAUAUUGUCGGGAUUCAGCCCAGUACAGAAAGAAGACGAGCUAAAUGUAAUUGCUGAUAUCUUUGACGGUCUCAUCGAUAUUGACAAAGGAAUUUUAGAGGAAGUACAAGUGGAGUUUGGGUCUACUAACACUAUCUUAGCAAGUUUUGAUUAUCUUCUUAGUGAAUAUGAAAAUUCAAUGGGAAUUUCAAGAAAAAACUUCUACAUUUCAAUACUUUCCUCCAAUCACUACUAUAGAAAUGAAUUCAUUAUAAAAGAUUGCGAAAAUUAUUGCACUAUUGAUCCCAUAACUGAAGCCAAUGGAUCACCAAACGACGCCGAAAUUAUCGUCUCUGUAUCAAGUCCAAUAGAAAACCGAAAGUCAGAUCCUAAUUCGAAAGCAGUGAUGACAGUAUUUUCCAAAAAUCCAUUCUUCGUGUCUGAAAGGGGAAUGCCUCGGAAAAAUCGUUCAAAAAUAGUCGGUAUACUAUUUCCCAAAAUGUAUAAUGCUGACAGUAUGAAUAUCACAUACUCGUACAGGUUUGAUAACAGAACUUACAAUCACAGUUGUGAAAUCUGGCAGGAAUUUCAAUGGAUUCAUAACUCAUCAACAUCACCCAAGUUUCAUGAUGGAUUUCAUAGCUGUUAUCACAGGGGGAAUGGAUACACUGCACUAUUUUCGGAUAAGGUUGACACCACCAUUAUAAUGGAAGAGAUACUGAAUUCAAAUCAAUUAAUAGAAAUACUUCUAGAGAAAACAGUACUGGUCCUGCAGACUUAUUACCGUGAAUUUGAAGCCGAAGGAAUACAUGUCAUAACUAAGAUUUUAAGAAAAGUGACGAAAGUGAAUAAGAAUAUAAUUCAACUUUGUGUGAAUAUUAUCAAUUCCGUCAUGAACAUACAAAAAAAAGUAUUGAAAGAGUCACAAGUGAAAUUCCGAGCUACAGAUCAGAUCUUGGGUUAUUUUUGGAAAAUAGUAAAACUCAUGGAUUACGAUGAGGAAAAUUAUACUCUCGUCUAUCCUAACAUCGGACUAACGGUAUUUUCUUUGGAAAGAAAUGGACCAAUUGGAGUAGAAAUAACAAAAUUCGAAACCACAUAUACUUUCGAUUUGUUAUGGGAGAAACCCAUGGAGAAAAGAAACAUAACUUCCAAAUCAACAACGAUAGCUUUGAGUCAAGCACUGAAAGAUGAGAUUUUAAACAAUCCAUCUUCUGUUUCCUACAAAAUAAUAGUUGCAAUGUUAUUGAAUGAUGCUCUUUUCAACGAACCAAAUGAUAAUAGAGAAGUUGGACCGAUUUUUGAACUGGCAAUUCCAAAAUAUAACACCUCUCUGAAACACGGGAUUUUUUACCAUCGGCAAGAUCAUGAUUACGGUAAAAAAGGAAAAUGUGCUUAUUGGAAUGAUUCAGAAAAUACCAAUGGGUCAUGGGAAAUAUGGGGACCGUUUGUUAAAAACUCGACAUGUAGGUUUUUUCGACAAGGAUACUUUUCCGUAAUUUCAGAAGACUACUUCAAUGUUACAGAAGCUUUGAAACUAAUACGCGCCUCAGUUGUUCCAGAUUUGAAAAAGCUUGAGGAAACGGAAAACAUUUCGUAUCUUUAUGAUCAGUUCAAACCUAUAGAUUUGAAGUUAUUAUUCGAAAUUUUGGGAGAGGUAGUCGAUUUAGAUAAAAGAAGUCUUGAUGUGAUCAAAAGAGUAGCUGAUAACAUUUUUGCAAUAUCUAGUUCCAUUUUAAACCAAUCUCAGAUUGACUAUGGUGUAUUGAACAUUAUUUUGGAUAUUAUAAAUAGAAUUGGAAAAUAUUUAGACACUAAUGUCUUCUACAAUGUCAGUAAAAAGUUUUCUGUUUUGGUUUGCUCGGUAAACGAAAGUGUAGGUAUUGCGUUCAAUGGAAGUUUGAGCUGUCUAAGACCUGAACAUAUGGAAAAAUAUUAUACAGCUAAGCUUGUUUUGAGCAAAACACUAAUCAACCACAUUAUUGUUGAUGCGUCUGGAACAGAUGACCUCAAAAUUAUAUUUUCUGUGUUUUAUGAUAAUGUUCUCUUCGUUGAUGAAGAAAACUUACCUACCACAUAUAUAUUUGGACUUGCGAUUUCCUAUCCUGAAAAAAAAUUGAAUGGUGAUAUUUCAUUCUUCUACACUGAGAAUGAAUUUUAUAAUUUGCCACUUACCUGUUCUUACUGGAAGUAUCAAAAAAAUAAUCUUGGACGCUGGGUAGAAGUUAGAACUUCUGAAAUAUCUUCAUAUAAAUCUUGCCUGUACAGAAGUGCUGGAUAUUUUGCCUUGGUGAAAAAAUCACCCAAAAAUCUAACAGAACUGCUUCAAAACAUUCAGCAGGAUACUGAAUCUUAUACAGAAAAACUGAAUGAAUUGUGGAAUAUCCUAUUUGGAAAUAAAGACACUAUCGAGCCGUCACAUGUUUUUAUUAUGUCAACAAUUUUAAAUAGCCAUGAAGUUGGAAGUGAUGAAGUUUUGAUGCUAAUUGGUGAUAUUAUUAGUUUGAUGAUGGAUUUCAACAGGACAGUUCUUAUAAAAUCUCAACAACAGUAUAGUUCCACUGACUGGAUACUUCACAGUGUUGACACGCUAAUAGCAAAUUACCAAGGGACCACCAGCCUGCUCUUCACAAAUCUUGCUAUUGUCAUUUCAAGCAAUAUCGUUGGCAUAGCUUUCAAAAGAAACUACGAUAAUUCUUGGAUGAUGGAAGUGAUCAGUACGGAAUUUUCAUAUGAGAAGUUGGCAGACGUAGAUGCCUUGCUGGUUGUAGAUCGUGAAUUGCAAAAUCAAAUCCAGCAGACCUCCUCAAGUAUAAAAAUUAUUGUUUUCUUCAAUGACGCAUUAUUCCAAGGAAAGUACAAUUACACCCGAAAGAACGUAGGCAUCAUAGUUGGUGCAACAUUAUCUGACAUAAGUGAAGUGAAAUUGACAGGACAUAUCCAAAUUUUGUACAAGAGCGAAGAUAUCAGAACCGAUACUUGUGCCUACUGGAGAUACACAACGAACGAAAAACGUAUCGAAAGCACAUCUACCUAUUCGAAACCCACCUGUUCAAACUUGAUGUCAGUUUGUGAGAGUGAACUCGAUGGAUCGUAUUUUGCCUUAUUGAAAAUGGAAAGAAAUAUCACAAACCAGUUGGAGGAUAUUUUGAAUUCGUCCAGACCAGUUGCAAAUCAGCUCGGAGAUGUUUCUUCUAUCCUGGAAAACCAUUUUCAAUAUAUAAAAUCAUACGAUGUUUUUCUCAUUGGAGAAAUUGUAGGUAAACUAGUUGAUGAACCAUCUAUAACACUGAAUCAAACGACCGUUGUUUCCAAAAUAGUGAGUCAUCUAUUUCAUGUAAACAAAUCGGUUCUGAGGAAAUCCCAACAACAACAUCAAGCGACAGAUAGGAUUCUGUACUACAUUGAUAACAUUUUAAAAAAAUUCUCGGAUAAUGUUGAUUCCAGAGCCAUAAUUCAGGACCAUUUCACUAUCAUCAGGUACGAUUUAAAAAACACCAGUAUUGUAGGUGUCAUGUUGAGUAGCUGCAACGAUAAAUAUUGCGCAAUAUCUGCUCUAACCGACAAAAUGAACAUGACUGAGAUUUCCGAAAAUGAAAAUUUCAAUAUGGCACUGAUAUUGAGUGAAGAUUUACGCCAACAAAUAGACGAAAACAGUGAAAGUGUCCAGCUGGUAACGAGUAUUUUUUUCAACGAUGAUUUUUUCAACGAAAACUCACAAGAGCAGUAUACUACUAGCAAGAUUUUUGGUGUACUUCUCACAGGUUUGAAAAAUCAUAUGACUGCUAAAUUAUCUCUGAUUUAUAAUUCUGAGAAACAUCAAGUGUUCGAUAGCAAUAGCUGUGCAUUCUGGAAUUAUUUGACCGAUGAAGAAAAUUUCAUUGGUGGUUCGUGGGAAAAGGAGGUAGGUCAAAAAGAAACUGGCAAGACGAUCAUUUGCGAAUUCAAACACAUAACCCACUUCGUCCUACUUCUAGCAGAGUCAGAAAUUUUAGAUAAAGCCACUGAACACAUUCUAGAUAUAAUAACAAACAUCAACAGCGUGCUCUCUUUAUUAGGACUGUUUGGAAUUCUAUUAACCACCGUUCUAUUCGACAGGUGGCGUAAUAAUACCGGAAACCAGAUCUUGAUCAACUUCACCUUAGCUGUAUCAAUUAAAAACGUAAUGCUCUAUAUAAGUGUUGGGGUGUUUACUGAAAAUGGAACUGGAAUUGGGUGUAGCAUUACGGGGGCGAUUCUUCAUUACUCCAUUUUGGCAGAGUUUUGUUGGAUGCUGAUCAUAGCCAUAUUGCAGUUCAAGAGAUUCGUUGAAGUGCUGGGGGGACCACUGAAAUACGUUCUAUUAAAAGCUUGCAUUUGUGGUUGGGUUUUUCCAGCUUUGCCUGUUUUCCUCGUCAUCAUAAUCGAUGUUCACAAUUACUCUCGAGGCCAACUACAUCUCUGCUACCCCUCAGGACUAUGGCUCUACGUUACAGUAUGGCUCCCUCUCCUAAUUAUUGUAGUCAUCAAUUCAGUCAUAUUUUCUUUCAUAAUUUAUAAUGUUUUUCAUAACAAGACAGUAUCAAGGGAUCAAACGAACCAUGAGAUUUUGUUCCAAUGGCGCCUGGCUCUUUUAUUAUUUACCAUGCUAGGGCUCACCUGGCUAUUUGGAUUUUUGGGGUUAUUAUCAGUUAGUAAAGUGUGUUUGGUUUUAUUCUCUUUCUUAGCUUCUCUUCAAGGAUUCUUGAUGUUUUUGUUUUUCAUUGUGUUCAAUAAGAGUACUAGAUUCUUAUACACUCAAAGUUUUAGAUGGUGGCUGUAUUCCAAAGGUUACAGAAAUCAUUAUAAGUAGAUAGAUUCGCGACUAUUCACUUCAUAUAUUUAAGGACCAUUAAUAAAAAAAUCAAUUGGUUGUAAGAAUAUAGACGAGCUCUUGAAUUCAACAGAAUAUUUCCGAUGCAUUGCCAAUAGAAACGCGCUUACGUUUUUGAUGCACCAAUAAAUAAAUCCAUCGAAUCAAUCGGUGAUUUCCCCAAUGAAUUCAAGAAAUCGUCUUCCCAUAAAUAACUUGAAUAAUGUAAUUUGGUACAAUAAAUGUCAUAUGCUAUCA
Molecule: messenger RNA, 6365 nt
Organism: Leptinotarsa decemlineata (Colorado potato beetle)
Lineage: Eukaryota; Metazoa; Arthropoda; Insecta; Coleoptera; Chrysomelidae
Biological process (GO): G protein-coupled receptor signaling pathway; cell surface receptor signaling pathway
Cellular component (GO): membrane
Molecular function (GO): G protein-coupled receptor activity
Source: RefSeq, a predicted model, not a curated record